UAACCUGUGGUAAAGGACGGUCCGUUCACCAACCCUCUACCACUAUUCACAGAAUGGAUCGUAUUGCUGACAAAAAGAACAUUGUAAAGAAGGUUGUUAACAAGGAAAACUCUUCCAUCUUCAUCAGCCUUGGCGUUUUUAUUGCUUCCGUCGCCAUUAUCAAGUCCCGUGUUGGUAAUUUCCUUGUUCCUCAGCUUUGAAAUGCUUGCUGUAGUUUUCUUUUGCCAACAGGUACUUAACUUUGUCUUCAGGAAGACAUCAGUCUUUCGGAAAGAAGUCGGUAUUAAAUACGUCUGAAUUAAAAGAUGAAAUAAAUUUUUGAUUUAUAAAACUAAGAUCUAUUAUUUUUACGCUUUGCGUGUCUGCGUCGAUGAAAAUUUAACUAACUGUCUCUCAUAAAAAGAUAGUAUA
Messenger RNA from Schizosaccharomyces octosporus yFS286, 411 nucleotides. RefSeq lists its product as uncharacterized. The transcript has 2 exons. Lineage: Eukaryota; Fungi; Ascomycota; Schizosaccharomycetes; Schizosaccharomycetales; Schizosaccharomycetaceae. The record is from RefSeq and is a predicted model, not a curated record. Bases 54 to 200 code for a protein of 48 amino acids.